Messenger RNA from Larimichthys crocea (large yellow croaker), 1679 nucleotides. RefSeq names its product MOB kinase activator 2. Lineage: Eukaryota; Metazoa; Chordata; Actinopteri; Sciaenidae. The transcript has 5 exons. The coding region runs from base 375 to 1055 and encodes 226 amino acids. The record is from RefSeq and is a predicted model, not a curated record.
GUCCGCUUGGAGCUGAGAGAGGAGGAGCCUGCAGGGUGUGGGACUCCAGACAAAGGAGACAUAUACACACUGACACUGGAUCUCUGGAGCGAAAGGAGAGCAAGACAGCUGAAGAGCUUCACUUUUCCACGCAGGAGACGAUCCUCAACUCCUGGACUACUUUUUUCUUUCUUUUUUUCUGUCUUUUGUCCUUUGAAAAAACUUUGUUAGAAAGGGAACUCGUGUGUUUGUCAGCUGUAUGGACUCAUCUGUGAGCUGAGGGUUGUUUGCUUCGGAGCAGCGGUUACCAUAUGCUGUGUGGAAGUGUGUGGGUUAGUAUGUUUGGGAUGGAAAAGGGGGGCUGGGACGACCGACAGCUUUCUUAGCUCUCCGCCAUGGGGGGUUGCCAUAGUUACCCCUCAGCUACGAAAGCAGACAGCAAGAGUCUUCAACCUUCUGAUAUCAGCAAUGAAAAACUGGGAAUUAAUAACAAUAACCUGGAGGCGCGUCCAUAUCUGCAGCAGCAAUAUUUGUGCCAGCGCAUCACACACACAGACAUGUUUGCCCUCACAGCGCUGCCGCCUGGCGUCGACAAGGCAGAGUGGCUCGCCAGCAACAUGGCAUUUUUCAAGCAUAUAAACCUGUUCUCUAGUGCGCUGUCUGAGUUCUGCACGCCCAGCACCUGCCCAACCGCCUGUGGACCGGACAACACGGUCUAUGUUUGGACCGAUGACCACGGCAGGAAGCUGAAGUGUUCUGCCCCACUUUACUUUGACUAUGCCAUGUCAUACAUUCAGGAGCUACUGACUGAUGAAGAUGUGUUCCCCACGAAAGCAGGCUCAGUGUUUCCAACAGGCUUCGUUUUUCUCGUCCAGAAGGUGUUUUUGCUGUUUUUCAGGACUCUGGCUCACAUUUAUUGGUCUCACUACAGAGAGACGCUCGCGCUGGGCCUGCACCCACACCUCAACACACUCUUCACACACCUCACACUCUUCUGCCAGCAGCAUGCCCUGUUGGAGCCGGAGGACAUUGAGCCACUGCAGGAUCUCAUCACAGCUCUGGGACAGCAAGUCUGAACCUAAAGAGCAAACACACACAUUGUACACUCACAUUUUCAUCACGCUCUUUUUACUUGUUAUAACUGGUAUAUAAAAAAUAUAUAGUGCCACACACCACUCUGGGCCAAACUUACUUCACAGUAUGGAUUUUUUUAAAGGUCUGGAAGUUGUAAAAUAGGAAAGAAAAUACUUUUAUGAAAAACAUGUGUGAGAUCACUGAGUCUGCGCUUUAAAAAGCAGUAAAUCAGACCAGAUCUGGAGUAUCUGACUCCGACUUUUGUACAUAGUUAUUAAGAUACUGCGUGAAACUGUAAUAUUGCAUAUUAGUGUAUGUUAACAGAUUUAACAGCACAUUAUUAUAUUUUGAUAAGGUCAAGAUCUUCAAGGUCAAUUCUGUCUUCCUCACUUAUUAUAACAUAGUUAUAACAAAAACAUUAUCUCUCUUCUUCUCAAACGACCCAGACAAUUCACAGCUAAUAAUAAAAAAAGUACCAUCAAGGGUGGUGUGUCGAUGCAAAUGUGAUUACAGUUAUGAAUGCAUCUGCAUGGAAUGGCACAGCUUAUGUUUGCAUCUAUAUGUAUGACUCUGUACUCUAUAAUAAACAUUUAUGACAGAUUUUCUGUAACUUAAAAUCAAAAAAA